This is a messenger RNA of Fusarium redolens, 2214 nucleotides long. Its product is annotated as magnesium transporter NIPA-domain-containing protein. Bases 346 to 2214 code for a protein of 622 amino acids. NCBI's taxonomy places the organism in Eukaryota, Fungi, Ascomycota, Sordariomycetes, Hypocreales, Nectriaceae. Gene Ontology annotation, cellular component: membrane. The record is from RefSeq and is a predicted model, not a curated record. Gene Ontology annotation, molecular function: magnesium ion transmembrane transporter activity. Gene Ontology annotation, biological process: magnesium ion transport. The transcript is spliced from 2 exons.
CUGGUGUGUGCGACGCCGUUUCCAAGGUUUCUUCUUUACUUUCGUAUCUUCAAAGCCCUGCACUCGACGGACUAUUUGCUUUCUCAACAUUUCUUCUUGUAUAUUCUCUUCCUAGAAUUACCGUAUCUUACCUUCCCCGCAGCUCUUACUUUCAAUUGUUCGUCAUCUUAUGAGCUUACAUCGCUAUAGAGUUUGCUUCAACCCCCUAUAAACCGGAGUCCUUCGUCGCUGCCGCAACCGAUACCGUCACCAUCGCACAUGUGGUCCUAAACAGAGUCUAGAUUUCCGCUUCGACUCUCCUCCUCCCUCUCCCUCUCCGCCUUAAACAUCGACUAUCGAACCGCAAUGGACGCCGAUAUCUUCGCACGAAGUGGCGGCCUUGGCGGCGACGCGAGCGAUCGACCUGGAUUCUAUAAGCCCGUUGGUAUUGGUUUGGCUGUUGGCUCUGGUGUCUUUAUCGGUAUCUCUUUCGUCCUCAAAAAGGUUGGGCUAUUGCGCGCCAACGAGAAAUACAAUGAGGUUGCUGGAGAAGGGUAUGGAUACCUCAAAAACUUCUACUGGUGGGCGGGCAUGACACUUAUGAUCAUUGGCGAAAUCCUCAACUUUGUCGCAUAUGCCUUCACCGAUGCAAUCCUCGUCACUCCUCUGGGCGCAUUGUCCGUUGUUAUUACAGCUAUUCUUUCAGCCAUUUUCCUCAAAGAGCGCCUCAGCAUGGUCGGAAAGGUUGCUUGCUUCCUCUGCAUUGUCGGCUCGGUUGUUAUUGUUAUGAAUGCUCCCCAUACAUCAUCCGUCAGCGAUAUUCAAGAGAUGCAGAAAUACUUCAUUACACCAGGGUUUCUCACCUAUGCCGGCCUUAUUAUAGUUGGGUCUAUCGCCACUGCACUAUGGGCUGGGCCGAGAUAUGGUAAUAAGAAUAUGUUGGUCUAUAUCUCAAUCUGCAGCUGGAUUGGUGGACUGAGUGUCGUAUCGACUCAAGGACUGGGUGCUGCUAUCAUUGCUUGGAUUGGCGGCAAACCUCAAUACAAGGAAUGGUUCCUAUGGGUUUUAUUCGUCUUUGUCAUUGGGACAUUAUUGACGGAGAUCAUUUAUCUCAACAAAGCGCUCAACAUCUAUAACGCAGCCCUCGUUACACCGACAUAUUACGUCUACUUUACAAGUACGACUAUUAUCACGUCAGCAAUUCUUUUCCAAGGUUUCAAGGGCACUGCCCAGUCUAUCGUCACCGUUGUUCUAGGUUUCUUAACAAUUUGUUCGGGAGUAGUGUUGCUACAGCUUUCAAAAUCCGCAAAGGAUGUGCCCGACGCAGCAGUCUUCAGCGGCGACCUCGAUCAGAUCCAGACUAUUGCCGAGCAGGAACAGCCAGAGUCGGAACCCAAGGCCGAUGCCAUCCGCGGAGCCGCUGCCAUCGUGCGACAGAUCUCACAGCGACGACUUAGAAUGGAAGCCGAAGAGCUCAAGCGACUCCACGAGGAAAAGAUGAUGAUGGACACAAUGGACCCUAUCCGAGAGGAUGGACAGCAGCCAGAGUGGGAAUGGGAUGGCUUGAGAAGAAGACGAACAAUGACUUUCAGGACCGGAACGAUUAGCAGCUCUAGGGCAGGAUCAGUCACAUCGCCUCCGCCACCGAUGCCGCCCACCUCACCCCGUUUUGCUGUAAGACCAAGCAGUCCAAGACAACAUCCACCUUUAGGCAUGUCGCAGUUUCCACCGGUCGAAGACGAAGACGAUAGCGACGAUGACAACAACCGCCAGGAAACAAACACACUCUUCUCUAGCAUUGCAGGUACCAUUCGAGGUAGAGCCCGAGGCUUUACCAACUUCUCAGGCCGACACGCCAACGACGAUCAUGAAGACGAUAAACCCCGGCCCCGCAGCCCGAUGCACCCGGUACCCCUGACUGAGAUUGCCGUCCCCCGGGAUAAGGCCGACGAAGAACACGCCGCUUACUAUGGUCAAACUCGGGAGCACGAGUAUAAUGGACAGGAUACUGAGUACCGAGGGGCGUCAUUCCGAAGUGGUGACAGCUUAGCGCCUCCGACGCCCCCGCCUCAUGGACAACCUCAGGAUACGACACGACGUCAGUUUUCAUUCCAUAAUGUGUUCCGGCGGCCUCACUCAUCGUCUAGAUCAACAUCACACGUCGCGGACCCAACGGAGGAAGAGCGGGCCGGACUCGUCAAGGACGCUAGCCAGCCGGGCCCAGCUUUUCUCUAG